CGUGUGGUGUGGGAAUAAUGAAAAGUGGUAUUGUGUUUGAGGGAGUGAUGAGUAGUGUUGAAAUUUCGGAACAUGGUUGAUCAAAAAUGAGGAUGUUAAAUGGUACGGCUCUGACCCAAUUUCCCUUUCCUUCCCCUUCUCUCCUUCUUUUUGGUCCCCCAAAAUGGGGAUUUUAAGUGAACCUCAACUCACCCGAUCACAACCCUUUCUACAAUUAGAAACUUCUUUCUACAUCAACUCCUUUCCACUACUACCACCCCCUCCAUCUUCACUAUAUAUCCAUCCCCAAUCUAUAUUUAAUAUACCUAAUUAACAACUUGUUUACAAUUUCAAAUCCUUUUUUUUCUUCCAAAUUCUCUAAUACCUAUCAACUAAUUCUUUUUAAUUGAAUCAAACCAAAUAGAUUGCAAAACCCUGCGGCGACUACAAAUACUAUAUUAUACUAUUUGUUUAAUUUGUAGCAUUUAUUUAUUUCUCAACUAAUGAAAUCUUAAAAUAAUUAUUAUACAACUUUAGUGUUCAAAUUUUACUAAAAUGAUUUUCUCUCUUUUUUUGUUUUGUUUUUACAGUUUAAAAGUGAGGUAUGAUUGGCAUCUUUCUAUUAUUCUUACCCAUGCAUUUGCUAAGAAGCAGAAAUGCAACCUAAAUGAAUCCAAAUUCACAUGAAAUUCAACUCUCUCUUUUGAUUUAUUAAAACGCUAUAAAUAUAAUUCUCCAAUCCCCAAACCAAAACCCACUUUCCUGUGGGCUUGUUUUUUGAGUUUCUAUAUGUUUUGAUUCUUUGGUUUUUUUUUUUUUUUUUUUUUAAUUUUCAUUUUUACAAAUUGUAUAUAAUUCUUUUUCAAAUCCAAAUUCACAAUUACGGUACCUGUUUAAGCUCGCCGGGAUUUUGGCCGUCGGAUGGCGAAAGGACGGAAGUUAGGAAUUAACAGGAACGAAAGGUUCCUCGGGAGCUAUAGCAAUGGACACGCUCAAGCCUCCUAUAAUGGAGAUGACUCAUCAGAGCUCCGUGAAGAAGAUGUAUGGUCAAUAAUUGACAACAAAAACUCGGCCGACGCUGAAGAUGAGAAUUACGGGAACAUUACACUCAGAACUCGCCGGAGAUCAACGCCGCGCGAUGAACGAAACGUCGGUGGAGUGUCGAUUGCUUUUCAAGAUUCUGGAAGUAGGACGGCAGCAGCAACGUCGCAGGGGAAUAACCCACGUGGACGCCACGUGUCGGCAUCGGCUCCAGUGAACGUACCGGAUUGGAGCAAGAUUCUAUGGGCGGAGUCUUCGUUGCGGGAGAUGGACGAUGGAGGGUAUUACAACAACGAUGAGACAGAGAUGGUGCCGCCCCAUGAGUAUUUAGCGCGGGAAUACGCGAGGAGCCGGAACACGGCGGCAGCGACGUCGGUUUUCGAGGGCGUGGGCAGGACUCUGAAAGGCCGAGAUAUGAGAAGGGUUCGGGAUGCGGUUUGGAGUCAGACCGGGUUCGAUGGUUAAAAUUUUUCAAGUUUAGUUAAAAUUAAAAUUUAAAUGAAAGAAAUGGGGUUUUUUAUAAUAUUUCUAAUUUAGGGGUUUGGGCAGUGAUUCGGCCGAGUUGACUCAGUGAAAGCGAGUUAGAACGGUAACGAAUGAGCCCAAACAUAAUUUGUGGAGGCAAAUUCUUGGACUGUGUAUAUGGGGAUUGGUAAAGUGUAUGGUUUCGUUAGUUUGUGUGCAUUAAUGAACAGCCCUUGUUUGUUAAUUGUGACAUCAAAUUUAUAAAUAUUUAUCCAUACAUUCCAAACA
Cucumis sativus (cucumber) is the source of this 1773-nucleotide messenger RNA. RefSeq lists its product as hypothetical. Bases 901 to 1485 code for a protein of 194 amino acids. The transcript has a single exon. The record is from RefSeq and is a predicted model, not a curated record. NCBI's taxonomy places the organism in Eukaryota, Viridiplantae, Streptophyta, Magnoliopsida, Cucurbitales, Cucurbitaceae.